Messenger RNA from Dibothriocephalus latus, 543 nucleotides. The record is from the annotation of a GenBank genome assembly. NCBI's taxonomy places the organism in Eukaryota, Metazoa, Platyhelminthes, Cestoda, Diphyllobothriidea, Diphyllobothriidae.
AUGGUUGCAGGUGCAUCUCUGGGUCAGCUAAACUCUACGGUUCAGACGAUGGGUACUUCGGCGAACAAUGUCAACUACAACACAAACACAAUCAACAGAGCUUCCUUUUAUGUUGAGGCUUUCAUUGAUCGUUCGGCAGACUAUGCUUACAAUUCCGAUAUGGACUACACCAGUGAGCAUUAUUUUGGCAGUGAGUUAGAACGAGAAAUUGAUGAAGAGGAUGAGGAAGACGAGGAGGACGAAGAGGAGGAUGACGAGGACAGUAGGAGGGAAGACGAGGAAAAUCAGAAAACUCAGAACGAAACCGAGGAGUCCAAUUUCUCCCAAGCAACAGCCCAGCGUUCAUCUGAUACUUGCAGCCACACGCAAUCCUCAGACAGUAAUCGAGCUGCGAUCAGCCAAAGAAGCAACCACAACUCUAGCAGUACUUCCUCGCUCGCUCGGGAGUGUUUUGUUCGACUCUCGAAUUCCCUGAACCAGUCAAGUCAAAGGCUAAAUGCAUGUCGACGUAGUCUGCGGUCGGGGAGACGCAACAGACACUAA